AGUCAAGUUGAACAAGUGUCAAACAAAGUUUAUAUUUACUUCGAAGCUUGCCUUCAAUUCUGAAAUUAUAGAAUAAAUAGUGCUAAGACGAUAAUAACUUAAAAUGGAUGAAGAGUUAGGUGGUCUGACAGAGGAUGAUUAUGUUCUUCCUCCAGUUAAAUACGAGUAUUUGGAUCAUACGGCUGACGUUCAGUUACAUGCAUGGGGGAACACUCUGAAGGAGUCAUUUGAGCAGUGUGGAAUGGCCAUGUUUGGAUAUAUGACAGAGCUGGACUAUGUACAAAUCAAGGAAGUUCAUACUGUAGAAGCAAAUGCAGAUGAUUUAAUGGGUCUCUUGUACCACUUCCUCGAUGAAUUACUUUUUUUAUUCUCUGUGGAACCAUUUUUAAUAUGUAAGAAGCUAGUGAUAACAGAAUUUAACACAGAAGAGUUCAGGAUAGUUUGUAAAUGUUAUGGUGAAGAGUUUCAGCUUGGCAAGCAUCCACAGGGCACAGAGGUAAAGGCGAUCACUUAUUCAGCCAUGCAGAUCAUAGAUGAACCAAAAGAUAAUAAGUAUGAAGUGUUUGUUAUUAUUGAUAUUUGAUUAUUAUAUUUAAUUUUAUAUUAAAAAAGAAUUGACUGUUA
Molecule: messenger RNA, 624 nt
Organism: Trichoplusia ni (cabbage looper)
Lineage: Eukaryota; Metazoa; Arthropoda; Insecta; Lepidoptera; Noctuidae
Gene: Archease
Product: protein archease-like
Exons: 3
Coding region: 104-583 (159 amino acids)
Biological process (GO): tRNA splicing, via endonucleolytic cleavage and ligation
Cellular component (GO): tRNA-splicing ligase complex
Source: RefSeq, a predicted model, not a curated record